GAGACUGCAGACGUCGGCAGCCCCGUUGAGUAUAAAGCAGGCGCCGCCACACACCUCCUCACUCUCAACCCUCAGUCAACAACCACAAUGGCUCGCGUUCUCUCACUGGUAUGUCUUCUAGCGGUGGCCAGUUUGGCUCUACUGAUUGGCUGUGAGGCCUCCUACCCUCUGGUCGUAGCACAUGGACAUGGGUACUACCCCUACAAGUCCUCCGGUCAUGGAUACUACGGCGGAUACCCAUACAAAUACGACAACCAUGGGUACGACUACAAAGGCUACCCUGGAUAUGGCUACCACGGUUAUAGUGCUCCCUACGGCUACCCUGCCUAUGGGUAUGGCCACGGACACGCCCACUGGUGAAGAACGAUGGCUGCCCACUCGCCGUGCUUUCAUGAUUGACUCACACGAUGACUGACUGUCUGCCACAUUCGCAUUUUAAUAUCCGCCUUGCUUCUCCAAACUUACAACCAAAACAAACAAAAACUUAAACUUUGUGGUUCUAUAGAUUGUCAGUGAUGUAUUCAAUAAAAGCAUUAGUUUAAAGAA
Schistocerca gregaria is the source of this 546-nucleotide messenger RNA. Its product is annotated as putative eggshell protein. The coding region runs from base 88 to 360 and encodes 90 amino acids. The transcript has 3 exons. The record is from RefSeq and is a predicted model, not a curated record. NCBI's taxonomy places the organism in Eukaryota, Metazoa, Arthropoda, Insecta, Orthoptera, Acrididae.